GGGACAGGGUAAUUCCAGGAAUAUUGAAAUACAUUUGUGCCGGAAGGAUUUCAAUUAUUAAUUUUAAAACUGCUAAUUGCGAGUUAAGCAUUGAAUGUAGCAAUGUCUAUAUUAAAAUUUCAUGUAAUAUCUUUUAAACACGAAUAAUUUCACAUGUAAAAUGUUUUGAGCACAAAAAUGGAUUAAUUCGCUAUACGCCUUUUUGACAGGAAGUUGCAAUAUAUACACAUUAUCAUGGCAGAAGAGAAUGGAGAUGUGGAUCUUUCUCAAGAUCAAACAGAGAAGCUUCUUCAUUUUCAGGACCUGACUGGAAUUGAAGAUAUUGACAGGUGCAGAGAGAUUCUUCAACAGCAUAACUGGGACAUAGAGAUUGCAGUACAGGACACAUUUAACAAGAGAGAAGGAGCACCAAAUGUCUUCAGUCAACCUGAGGCUGUCAAUAAUGAACCAAGAGAACCCUCAAUGAAUUUUCAACCCACUGAUCAAAGAGUUUUCACAGUGUCCAGACCUCCUCCUCAAGGCAUUUUCCAGUGGUUGUACCAUGUUGUCUUCUUUCCAUUUCGAUUAGUUUACACUUCUCUAUUAGAUUUGAUCAGAUUUACUGUUCGGCUAAUUCGUCCAGACCCCAGAAGAAAUGUAACAGACCCUAUAGGGGAUAUAACAAGAUUUAUAGCAAACUAUGAUGAGAUGUUAGGCACCCCGCACCCCACAUUUUACCAAGGCUCAUACAGUCAGGCUCUGAAUGAUGCCAAAAGAGAGUUACGGUUCUUAUGUGUCUAUCUCCAUGGUGAUGAUCACCAAGAUACGACUGACUUUUGUAGGAACACUUUAGGCAAUCAAGAAGUAAUCAAUUUCAUGAACACGAGGCUGCUGUUUUGGGCAUGCAAUACAAAUAGUCCGGAGGGAUUUAGAGUGUCAAGGGCAUUGAAAGAAAACACAUAUCCCUUUCUUGCAUUGAUAGUCCUAAGGCAAAACAGAAUGACAGUGGUAGCACGCAUAGAGGGACCUAUAGGUCCAUUGGAACUAAUUGAAAAAUUAGACAGAAUUAUGCAGGAUAAUGAGGCAUCUUUAAUAGCAGCACGUGCUGAUAGGGAAGAAAGAAAUUUUACUCAGACGCUGAGGAGGGAACAGGAUGCAGCCUAUUUAGAAUCCCUGAGAGCUGACCAAGAAAAAGAAAGGAAAAAGAAAGAAGAACUAGAUAAAAUCAACCAAGAGAAAGAGCGAUUAGAGGACGAAGAAAACAAAAGAAUACAAAUGAUACAGGAGAGGGAGAAAAUGAAAGAAGAAUUAAAGAAUGAAAUUCCAGAAGAGCCUACAGCGGAUGAACCAGAUGUUGUUCGAAUAGUUCUCAAGUUACCUCAUGGAUCUAGAAUAGAGAGAAAAUUUCUCAAAAAUCAAUCUUUAAAGUAUUUAUAUUAUUUUGCUUUCUGCCAUGAAGACUGUCCUGAUGACUUUCACAUUGUGACAAAUUUUCCCCGCCGGACUCUGCCCUGUGAGCCCUCAGCCCAGGGGCCUGACCCUCCCUCAUUUGUGGAGGCAGGACUCGGCAAAAAUGAAAUGCUCUUCGUUCAAGAUAAUGAGGCAUGAUGUGUACAAUAUAUUGUCCACCCGUGAAAAUGGCAGGAAAGAACAGUCAGGAAAGUGGAAGUGUUAGAAAGCAAAUUGAAUUGUUCAAGAAUACACCAAGGAAGGAUAUUUUAUAUGAUGUUGAUGUGCGUUUACAAGGAUAUUGCUAUUUCCAGAUUUUGUUGGCUGCUGUUGCACCGUCAUUGAACAACUGGGAUACAGUGUGUUCUUAUUUUUAGUUGUUUCAAUUUUAGAAUAUUUGAUAGAUGAAACCUAUAUAUGCUUUUACAUUUACAAAGUAGAUGUAUUUACAAACACAGAAAGUGUCAGUUUUUCCCAAGGUUGAAGGCUGGGGACAAUCUGUCCACAGCUUUGUCUAUGAUCAUAACGUUCAAGAUACAUGUAUAACAGGAAAAGACUUUUGGUCAAGCGAAAGGACAAGCUUAUGUCAAAUUAAGGUCAAUGUCAAAUUUUAAAACUCAUCUAUUAAUAAAAUAUGAACUUCAUGUUCAAUCAAGGUUACAACUUAGUCAAAGUCAUACUUGUUACAGUGGUAAAUGGACAGUGGUUCAUGUUUCACCAACACAAUUAUAAUGUGUUUCAACAGUUGAACACAAUCAUAAUGUGUUUCAAAUGUUGAUUUUAAAGGGGGAUUAGCUGUCAUUUUGUCACUAAAAAUUCAAUGAAAACAGUUUUAUUUCAUAUAUUUCAGUAAUCACACCAGUAUUUGAUUAUUUUAAACACUUUUUAACUUCAAAGCAGGCACAUGAAUAUGUAAUUUUGGUGAUUAAAUAUUUUUUGCAUUGCAAGACAAUAAUUCUUUCUUAUAUAUUUCUUUACACUAAAAGUGGUUAUUUAAAGUAGUUUUAUUAGGUUUCUCUUGUUUUUGUUUUUAUUAGUCAUUUAUAUAUAUUCCAAUGUCAUAGAGAGAUUUGGAGAAUAAAAGGUUGCCAUCGCUUUCACAGCUAACACCCCUUUAACUGACAGUGAUAUUGUGAAACUUGGUAUACAUGUACAUGUGCGUUACAUUCAUGGACAUUUUGAUGGGAGAUUUUGUUAAAACACUGCAAGAUACACCAAAGUAUGUACAUUGUUUGUUCCAAAAGGUUAAAGUUUCUUGAUGAUCACAGUUGUGUAUGGAAUUUUGAGACAAGCCUCAUACAUUUUCAAACAUGCUAAUAUUGACCAAGUGUGGGAUACAAGUACAUGUAGCAUGCAAGUUGAAUUCUAAAAUUUCAAAUAUUGGUAGUUUGUUAAGUCAUAGUGAUACCAUUCUCUAUGUAUUUUCUUACGAUUAAGAUUAUAUUCUGUAUUUAUAAACUUCACCAAUUUAUUAUGUGUUCUGAUUUCAUGAACAGGUUAUUUAAAAAUGUUGCCUCCUAAGUAUGAAAGUCAUAAAAAUAAAUCUUGCAGG
This is a messenger RNA of Ostrea edulis (European flat oyster), 2980 nucleotides long. RefSeq names its product FAS-associated factor 2-like. The transcript is spliced from 14 exons. Gene Ontology annotation, cellular component: endoplasmic reticulum. Bases 235 to 1587 code for a protein of 450 amino acids. Lineage: Eukaryota; Metazoa; Mollusca; Bivalvia; Ostreida; Ostreidae. The record is from RefSeq and is a predicted model, not a curated record. Gene Ontology annotation, molecular function: ubiquitin binding.